UGUUGCAGUUGGUGAAAGUGUACGUUGGUGAGAGUCGCUGAUUAACACGGAAUCGCAAAGCCGGCAUGAUUUUGCAAGUUCGAUGGCCUGAGUGAGAGGCUGCGGAGCGCAGCAGUUGGAAUUGCGCGCUCCCGCUCCGCGCGCGACGUCACCGGCUGUCACCUGGCCCGUGGGCAGGGCCUACACGGAAAACACAGAAACACAGUGAGGCCCGCGUUGUUCGCGCUGUGUUUUCACAUGAGCCGGGGGGCCGGUGAGGCUCGACGAGGCGCAGUGUGCGCUCCGCGCUCCGCCUGCGAGCGGCAAUGGCCACGGUGAAGAGAGACGAGCGGCUCACGGCGUCGCAGGGCUUCCUCUGCGUGGCCUUCGCUGGCAUCUUCAGCAAGACGGCCACGUCCCCCCUGGAGGUCGUCAAGAUUUUAACCCAGGUGGGAACGUUCCACUCGAAAAAGGGCUUCCUGAGCAGCUUCGUGCUCGUGCAGCGCAGCGAAGGAGCGCGUGCCUUUUGGAAGGGGAAUAUGGUGUCGUGCGCGCGACUCUUCCCGUACAGCGCGGUUCACGUGGCCACCUACAAAAAGAUUGUCCACCUGCACAUGGAUGAGCUGGGCCACAUCACGCAAUGGAGAGCCAUUGCCGCCGGCGGACUGGCGGGCAUCAUCGCCGCCUUCGUGUCGUACCCCCUGGAGGUGGCCGAGACGAGGCUGGUGGCCCAGAACGUGCAGGAGCCGACGUACAAAGGCGCUGCGCAUGUCCUCGCCAGUGUGUACCGCAACGAAGGCCUGCGCGCCCUUUACAGGGGCUUCUCCCUCACUGUCGUAGGGGCAGUUCCCUUCUCUCUGGGCUGCUACGCCGUCUACGUCAACUUGGACAGACUGUGGCAGGAGCCCAGCUUCCGGUUCACACCCCUGCAGAACUUCAUCAACGGCUGCCUGGCUGCAGGGAUCGCUCAGACCCUCUCCUUCCCCUUUGAGACAGUCAAGAGGAAGAUGCAGGCCCAGAGUACGAAGCUCCCACACUGCGGCGGCGUCGACGUCCACUUCAGCGGGGUGCUGGACUGCUUCCGGCAGGUGAUCAAAACCAACGGCUUCCUGUCCCUGUGGAACGGCCUCACGGCCAACACGGCCAAGAUUGUGCCCUACUUCGGCCUGCUCUUCGCUUGCUUUGAGACCUGCAAGCAGGUUUGCCUGUAUCACAAUGGGUAUAUUGUGUCUCCGCUGAGCUACCAGCUGGCCCCAGGUGUGGACCAGAGCUUGAGGCCCUAUGAGCUGCAGGAGGUGAAGAGAUACCUGAGGAACAGGAAUUUCUCAUCUCAGCAAUCUGACAUGGACAACCGCUGGUGACAUUGACCAGCACUGCCAAUGGUUUUAAACAGCCAAUUGCCUCUUCUAUCUAUAAGCAGAGGGAAGGCCCAGAUUUCUCAAGGACAGCCCAAGGGGAACCUGGAUGUGGACUGGAAGCAGUGAUAUGACACAAAGAUGGUUACUUUAAUUGAUUUAUGGUCCUGUGUUACUUUUAAUGGUACUUGAUGCACUUGACACACCGUUAAGGAAUUUCUGUCUCUAUGGAGAAAGGAAGAGAAAUGCAGCCAUGGCAUUCAUGCAAUGUAUUUUAAGUUUGUAGUUUUAAAAGUGCUUCUAAAAACAGAAUGGGCAUCGUGUUCGUCAGGUUGCUUAACGAAGGUUCAUUUAAAUUCCAAUAUAACUACGGUGACACCACGAGCAAGUUCUGAACCGAACAGAAAGGCAGGAAAAUAACACACUGGCUGUUUGCUGCUAAACAGGUAAUGCGGCUUUCUAGGCUUUUAAAACUUUUGUCUAUCUGUUCAGUGCAUUAACGUCUGUUUGCAUCGUGUAGGUUUUUUUUUUUUUUUUCUUUCAAGCUUCAGUUUUCCAAUGGUCUAAUCUGCUUCAACUUAAAUGAAGACACCAUUAGUGUGGAUUAAAGGUUGCGCUGUUUUGUACUACUCAGUGCUUAAGUACUCUGGUGGUUUUCACAAGUACAUUAUUUGAACUUGUAUACAAAACAGUAGUCAGUUUACACUGGAUUUUAUCAGUCACUAGUCUUGCUUAAGCAGAACAGGACUUUAGUCAACCUUUGACUGAAAGGCUUUGCACAAGUAACAAAUCAUUGAGCCUGUACUUGAGACUGGAAAGGUUGUUAUUAAAACAAAAAAAAAAAAAUUACAUUUCACAUAAAAUACAGACCAGCUGUUUGUUACCCAGACAGACAGCAUGUAACUCUACCCAGUUUGCCUUUAACAAGGACUUAAUGAUUUUAGGACUGUAACAAAGGAAAUGUUGUCUGAAACUUCUCAGGUCAUUUAAAGCACACUCUUCAACAGUAUUCUAAAGAUAAUUUUCAGUGUACUUAAUUUACGUCUAAAUAUGAUUAAUAUUAAACACUCCCUCAUUUUCAGUCUUUUGUGGAAUUUUGGUUCUUUGUUUCAAGGUGAUUUUCCCGAUUUGCAGAGUGGAAGCAUAAAAGAUGGAAGGUUAAAGUGAAUGAGGUAACGUUUUCUUGUAACCUUGGAAUGGAUUGUUGGGGACCGUUUAAGUUUGAGCUCAGGCAGGAAACCGCAUAAGUUAAAAAAAAAAAUCUACAUAUGAUCGUCAUUCGUUUGAAACUGCACCGAAGACAGUGGAAUGGACUUUAGUGGGUGCGAUUGUAAUAUGUAGUUUACUUGGAAAGAUUUGACACGCCCUAACAAGUAAGUUAUAGUCCAAGUUUCACGUGAAUGGAAUAAUAAUGCCAUUUUACACAGUAACAGUUACUGCUUGACUUUCUUAACAGAAUGAAUUCCAUUCACCACCAUCUCCUUCAAGAAUGGACUGACGACUUGCCAAU
This is a messenger RNA of Scleropages formosus (Asian bonytongue), 2844 nucleotides long. RefSeq names its product solute carrier family 25 member 43 (gene slc25a43). The coding region runs from base 306 to 1340 and encodes 344 amino acids. The record is from RefSeq and is a predicted model, not a curated record. Gene Ontology annotation, biological process: transmembrane transport. The transcript is spliced from 5 exons. Lineage: Eukaryota; Metazoa; Chordata; Actinopteri; Osteoglossiformes; Osteoglossidae.